Messenger RNA from Lodderomyces jiufengensis, 1392 nucleotides. RefSeq lists its product as uncharacterized. Gene Ontology annotation, cellular component: cytosol; cell periphery. Lineage: Eukaryota; Fungi; Ascomycota; Pichiomycetes; Serinales; Debaryomycetaceae. The coding region runs from base 1 to 1392 and encodes 463 amino acids. The record is from RefSeq and is a predicted model, not a curated record. Gene Ontology annotation, molecular function: K48-linked deubiquitinase activity; cysteine-type carboxypeptidase activity; cysteine-type deubiquitinase activity. Gene Ontology annotation, biological process: protein K48-linked deubiquitination. The transcript has a single exon.
AUGUCAGUAGUAGAAGGAAGUUCAACAAAAUUAGAAACAACUACUCCACAAAAUCAGUUACAAAAUCAGGUACAAUCAGAACCAAAAUUAGAACUAAAAUCAGAAUCACCAACUCAAACAACUACAAAAAUUUCAAAAUCUAAAAUCUCAGACAAUAAUGAUGUAAACUUUCCAAUAAAAUUAAUCAAUUGGUCAUUAGAUGGAUUUACAUAUGAUAAUCAAAAAUUAACCACCCCAAUAUUAUUACAAGAGAAAAAUGGUCCAUGUCCAUUAAUUUCAUUAGUUAAUACAUUAUUAUUACAAUAUAAUUUCAAAAAUUUACAAUUUGACCAGGGAAUUUUAAGUCAAACUGAAAAUCAAUACAAGGGAUUGAAAAAUUUAGAAAGUUUAUUAAUUAAAAAAUACCAUUCAGAUAAAAAAAUUAGUCUUAAUGAAAUUUUAUCAUCUAUUGGAGACUUGUUGUUGAUGUAUUCUGAAGAGGACACCUCUCUUAAUCCAGAAAUUGUUGAUCAAUUAUUAACUCAAUUACCUAAAUUACAUACGGGGUUAGAUGUUAAUCCAAAUUUGAUUACUGGUGAUUUCGAAUUAAACUUAGCUACUACUUUGUUUCACAUAUUUGGUUUAGUUUUCAAACAUGGGUGGGUAAUUGGAGGAGCACCAAAACAAGUAUCAGACGAAACACCAAAAGAAGAAGAAGAUACCAGUAUUAAGAAAUUAGAAAAUAUAAUGAAUGAAUUACAAACGUUCGAUAAAAUCCAAGAUUAUUUAUUUUUAGAACACCCAAAUUCAUCAGUUGUUACAAAUCAAGAAUUAAUCAAGUCUUGGUUAGAUACAAACUGUACCCAAUUAACACAACAAGGUUUAACCAACUUAAAUACAAUUUUAGAAUCAUCACAAUUUAUAAUAUUUUUUAGAAAUAAUCACUUCAAUACCCUUUUCAAAAAAUCAUCAAUGGAAUUUUAUUUAUUAGUUACUGAUUCAUCAUUUACUACACCAAAAAAUAAAUCUAAUCAAAUUAUAUGGCAAAGUUUAAAUUCAAUAAAUGGAGAAAAUGAUUUAUUUUUCACUGGUGAUUUUAUGCCUGUUUUAGAUAUAAAUCAAGAUUUAAAUUAUGGCACAAAUCAAGAUGAAAAUUUUGAUUCUGAUUUAUUAUUAGUUAAACAAUUACAAGAAGAAGAAGAUGCUGCUAUUGCUAAACGAAUGCAAGAUAAGUAUGAGAAACAACACAAAAGACAUACGACAAAUAAUAAUAAAAAAAAUGAACAAAAAGAUAAAUCUCAAAAAUCCACAUCAUCAUCAUCAUCCACUACUUCAGAUUUGAAACCUGUCAAGAAGGAACAACCAACUGAAAAACCAAAAAAGAAGAAAUUAUUUGGAAUAUUCAGCCGUUAA